Molecule: messenger RNA, 930 nt
Organism: Benincasa hispida (wax gourd)
Lineage: Eukaryota; Viridiplantae; Streptophyta; Magnoliopsida; Cucurbitales; Cucurbitaceae
Source: RefSeq, a predicted model, not a curated record
AGCUAUUUGACAUAUGGAUAUCCACAAAGAACUAUGGAAUGGACUGAGGGAAUGAAGAAUAUACGUUUGAGGGAUAUUCCUACAUUUAUUAGAACAACAGAUCCAAAUGAUAUCAUGCUAAAUUUUAUUUUUCAGAAGAUGAAACAAUAUAGAGAAGCUUCUGCAAUUAUAUUGAACACAUUUGAUACACUUGAAGAGGAUGUAUUAAAGGCUCUCUCUUCCAUCAAUUCUCUUAUUUACGCAAUUGGUCCUCUUCACUUACUUGUCAAGCAAAUGGAAGAUGAGAAACAAAGAGCAAUAGGGUCUAAUCUUUGGGUGGAGGAAUUUGAAUGCAUUGAAUGGUUGAAUUCAAAGGAACCAAAUUCUGUAAUUUAUGUAAACUUUGGUAGUAUCACAGUUAUGACAUCACAUCAAUUAAUUGAGUUUGCUUGGGGAUUAGCAAAUAGCAAGAAGCCAUUUCUAUGGAUUACAAGGCCUGAUUUAGUUGUGGGAGAUUCAGCCAUUUUGCCACAUGAAUUUGUAACACAAACCAAAGAAAGAAGCUUGGUAGCAAGUUGGUGUUGUCAAGAACAAGUGUUGAACCAUUCUUCAAUUGGAGGGUUUUUAACACAUAUUGGAUGGAAUUCAACAAUUGAAAGUAUAUGUGCUGGAGUUCCAAUGAUUUCAUGGCCUUUCUUUACUGAACAACAAACAAAUUGUCAUUAUUGUUGCAGUGAGUGGGGGAUUGGAAUGGAAAUUGAUAAGAAUGUGAAAAGAAAUGAAGUUGAGAAGCUUGUGAGAGAGUUAAUGGAUGGAGAAAAGGGUAAGGAAAUGAAGGAGAAUGUUAUGAAUUUGGAAAGUAAAGCUGAAGAAGCAUAUGAAGUUGGUUGUUUUUCUUGGAAACAACUGGAUAAAUUCAUUAAGGAAGUUCUUCUAUCAAAAGUAAAGUGA